AUGAAUCUGCAUAAAGAUCAGCUCGUGGAGCUUUACACAAAAGCCAUAAAGGACCUCAAUAUCAAGACAUCCCGCAUCCCAGCGCGCGCCUUCCCAUCCGGCCGUAAGCCAACCAUACGCGACAUUUAUGAGCGGCCGCACACGCUCUACCGUCCCGAGAUCCACCCUAAUCUACAAAUCUUCUUUUUCUUCGCCCACUACAACAGCUUUGUCGCGGCCAACUUCCGUGCCCGUAAGCUGGAGCAGGCUGUGAUCGUCACUAUGGCCAUCUGGUAUUGGCAGAUGGAUCAACUACACUCCCUCACCCUCUCGCACCAGGUCACCCGCUUCAAUGUCUUACUCGCCCACAUUGCAGUAUCAUCGCCCUGCGCAGAGCAAGAUCUUGGAUCUGGUCUUUACCACUUCUUGACAAAUUUCGUAAUGGCCUGGCUAGAUGCGGCGCUGGGCGUCAAGCACGGCGAAGACCUUACACGCGACUACUUCAUCACGAGAGUCUGGAAGAAAGGCAUGUACGAUCUCGUGCGCUGGCGGCCCAUGCAGAUCUCCCGCAUGAAGGCAGCGGUCAAGAAGUUGGAGACAGUGGUUCCUGAGUGCACCGUUUCAGGCGAACAAUUCUGGGAGGAGGUUGUCAACAGGCCAGUCGAGGAGCAUAGAAAACAUGGUCGCGUGUGGGCCAUGCAGUACAUAAUAUACAUGGAACGCAAGGCCGAGGGAUUCAAGAAAGAUGACCAGCUUCGCCAGGCUGAUGAGAACCUGAGCAGCGGCGACUUUGCUGGCGCGUUCGCUGGCCUAGGGGUCGGGGAUGAGGCUCCGGACUGCCUCAGUGAAGAGUUAUUCGAGAGGGAGGAGGUCAAGGCGUUAUUGGUUGACGUGGAGGACGUUAUGGUGCAGCAGCCGGAGGAGAAUGUGCCGUGGAUGGACCCUUCAGCGGCAAUUGAUGUUCUUGAGGGAAAUAUUGAUGGCGUAGGUGACCUCAUGAGGACCAUGGAGUCAUCAUUCCUAAUCAUGUAG
Pyrenophora tritici-repentis Pt-1C-BFP is the source of this 1011-nucleotide messenger RNA. RefSeq lists its product as uncharacterized. The record is from RefSeq and is a predicted model, not a curated record. Lineage: Eukaryota; Fungi; Ascomycota; Dothideomycetes; Pleosporales; Pleosporaceae.